AUGGAAACCAGGGUAUAUGAGUCUUUUGAAACAAUAUGCAUAUACCUGGAGAGUGAUCAAUCUGUUGGGACUGACCCUAAUAAGAACUUUUGGGUGAAAUACAGAAUGGCUGUUUUGAAUCAAAAGAAUCCUUCCAAGACUGUGUGGAAGGAGUCAUCUAUUUGUACAAAGACAUGGAAUAAUUAUGUGCUUCAGUUUAUGAAGGUUUCUGAUAUGCUUGAAGCAGAUGCAGGGUUUCUUGUAAGAGACACAGUUGUUUUUGUUUGUGAAAUCUUGGAUUGUUGCCCAUGGUUCGAGUUUGCUGAUCUUGAGGUCAGGGCUUGCAGAUCCUCUUUUAGGUUCACCUGGAGUUCCAGGAGCUUCAGAGAUAAGCUUUUUACCUCAAUCAACUAUUUACAACUGGAGCUGCAAUCAUUUCUCAAAGCCUCUUCUUACAGCAACUGGAGCUACAAUGUCAACCAGCAAGGAGGAGCAAAUAAGGCUACUCCAAAAUCAGUUUUGAAGCUAAUGGGAAUUCAAGGGCUUACUCUAUUCCACUUAAAGAGUCAUCUCCAGCCUCUCAAAGUUCCUGCAUUCAGGUUAUUCUUUUAG
Molecule: messenger RNA, 591 nt
Organism: Lactuca virosa
Lineage: Eukaryota; Viridiplantae; Streptophyta; Magnoliopsida; Asterales; Asteraceae
Source: the annotation of a GenBank genome assembly